AUGUUUCCUCUUAAGCUUCCUAAAUUCAUCAGCCUUACGGCUUCCAUAGAUUGGUUUUACCGGCAUUCUUUCGCCAACGCCGGCCUUCGCUCAGUUUUAACCAAUCUAGGUGAUGGCACCAUCAUGAAUUGCUGGGUGCCCAAAUCCCACAAACCCUACAAACCGACCCUCCUCCUCCUCCACGGCUUCGGAGCCAAUGCUAUGUGGCAAUACGGGGAGCAUCUACGACACUUUACCCCCCAUUUCAACGUGUACGUGCCCGACCUCCUCUUUUUCGGCCACUCCUACACAUCGUGCGUGGAACGCUCAGAGUCUUUCCAAGCGCAAUGUGUAAUAAGGUUGAUGGAGGCCCACGGGGUUGGAAAGAUGAGCAUGGUGGGGAUAAGCUAUGGUGGGUUUGUGGCGUACAACGUGGCCUUACAGUGUCCGGGGAUGGUAGAGAGGGUUGCGCUGUGUUGUGCCGGGGUGUGCUUGGAGGCGAAGGAUAUGGAGGAAGGGUUGUUUAGGGUAUCGAACUUGGAUGAGGCUGCAAGCAUUUUGUUGCCUCAGACUCCAGAGAAGCUAAAGGAAUUGAUGCGCUAUUCAUUUUUCAAGCCUGCAAAGAGCGUGCCCUCUUUUUUUCUCACGGAUUUCAUUCAUGUGAUGUGUACAGAUUAUGUAGAAGAAAAGAGAGACUUGAUCCGGGCAAUACUCACGGAGCGAAAAAUGUUUAAUCUUCCCAAGAUCACACAGCCCACAUUGAUAAUAUGGGGACAACAGGACCAGAUAUUUCCGGUGGAGCUAGGGUACAGAUUAAAGAGGCAUGUAGGGAAAAGUGCUCAACUGGUGAUUAUCAAGAACGCAGGACAUGCUGUGAACCUGGAAAAGCCCAAGGAGUUUGUGAAGCACCUGAAAGCCUUCUUUUAUGACUCACCCUCAUCUCCGUCGUCACCAACAACAUGGAAAGAUCACUUUCACUUUCACAUCAACAAAGUCUCUUCAUAA
Prunus armeniaca (apricot) is the source of this 984-nucleotide messenger RNA. NCBI's taxonomy places the organism in Eukaryota, Viridiplantae, Streptophyta, Magnoliopsida, Rosales, Rosaceae. The record is from the annotation of a GenBank genome assembly.